AGAGAGAGAGAGGUGAGGAUGAAGGUGAUGUCGUGCUUCUUCCUCCUCCUCCUCUUUCUCCUCCUCCUCUUCUUCUAUCUACUCCUCGUGCCCGUCUCUCAGCUCCGCAGUGCACUGGCGGACAGCACAGCACGGGACAGGACACACUCGAACACACUCGAACACACACACACACACACACACACAAAGCAGUGCGCGGGACAGUAGACGGGAUCGGCACACACACACACACACGCAAACACAAACACGGUACGGGAGCGCGCACGGGCGCGCGCAGAAGGAGGAGAGCACUCCGGUGCUGAAGUCCCACGCACUGAGCUCGCCUCGUCUUCCACACGGGACUUACUAUGAGCUGCUCACGCCUCGGUGACCGUUAGCUGCUGCGCAUUCAGAGAGGAACGAGGCAGGAAAGCCUUUCAGCCUUACAGCCUUUCAGUCAUGGACACUUUAGCGUGGAUGGUGUUUUGCGCGGCGGUGGCAGUAGUGUGUGGCUCUACAUUAGAAUUGCCCCAGGAAGACGUAUGUGCUUCUGGUCACUACACCAGCGGUGGCGAAUGCUGCAUAGAGUGUCCACCGGGGGAGGGUGUAAUCACCCCGUGUGGAGAUACUCAAACCGAGUGUGGCCAGUGCCUUGACAGCGAGACGUACUCGGACCAAUACAGUUACACGGACAAGUGUCAGACCUGUACAGAGUGCACCGGGCUCAUGCGCAUGGAAACGCCAUGCACUGACUCAAACGAUGCUGCGUGUGUGUGUGAUUAUGGCUACUACAUGAGUGACGUGACGGGUGGCUGCGAGCCGUGCACAGUGUGUCCACGUGGUCAUGGGGUCUACGUGCGCUGUGAGCCUGACCGCGACACGAUAUGUGAGCCGUGUGAGGAUGACACCUACUCAGACCAGGAGAGCUCGCUGGAUCCCUGCUUACCCUGCACCGUCUGCAACGAUGGCUCAGAAGAAUUAGAAACACUGAGGGACUGCUCGCCCACAGCCGAUGCCUUGUGUUAUGAUCCGCUGGCUCCCACCAUGGCAUCUCCCAGCACUCCUCCUGAGUUGCCGUGGUACGAGCUCAGAAGCCCCGGCCCGGAUGUGGAGAGCACCACGGCCAAGCCAAGCUCACCACGCUUCAUUGGUGGGGGUCUCAAUGAGAAUCUCAUCCCCAUCUACUGCUCCACCCUGGCAGCCGUGCUCAUUGGCCUGCUCGCGUACAUCGUCUUCAAAAGAUGGAACAGCUGCAAGCAGAACAAACAGGCGGCCAACAACCGAGCGGCCACGGCCAAUCAGACAUCUCCGUCUCCGGAAGGAGAGAAGCUCCACAGUGACAGUGGCAUCUCUGUGGACAGCCAGAGCCUUCAGGAGCAGCAGCAGCUGCAGACACAGGCCGAGGCUCACACACAAACCCAAACUCAGCUCCAUGUGCCUGAACAGAUCGUGGUGAGGGUGGAUGGAGGGGCUCAGUCGGGCUCUCCGCCAUCACAGGCAUGAAGGGAGCUUCUGAAGGAGGUGACACCAUCAAGCAGAUGAAGGAGAAGAAGUUCCAGUGAGAGCAAAGUGGUGGGAAGAGAGAGGAGGAAAGUGGCAUGCUGUUCUGGUGGUUAUUAGCUAACUGUGACCAUCAGCUCCUAAUAAACCCAGUAUGGACAUUUCCCCGAUGCACUGGGUCCUGUGAGCUUGGAGAUCAGAUGUUUUGGGCCACAAUCUUCACUUCUACAGAAAUGCCAUCAUAUUAUCCACAUGCCCCAAGGUCAACACUUUACAGGCUGAAACCCAGUUCAGAUCAUACCAGCAGCUGUCAUCUGUAAUGACACUUUGAUCUAAAUUGGGCUUCAUAUAGCACUGAUAUCUAACAAAACAGCUCAUUUAACACCAUCACCCAAAUCUAAAUGGCCUUAUAGCAUUCCUCAGUGUAUUAUCAAUGAUGUAUAUGCCAAAAUAUAUGUAUGUAAACCAUGCAUUUGUUCCCCUAACAAACUAAUCCAUAUAGGUAGUCAACUCAAACCAACUGAAGAUCACCAACCCAAGUAAAGCCACUUCAUGUUUUAAAGACACUCUUAGAGCUAAGAAAGCAGGUCUGUUUUUCAGACUGAUUGCAGCCGUUGCCUCCUGCUCCUGAUGAUCUGAUCCCACCAAACUUUCAGAUGAAUAAGAGAUCUAAAUCCGGACCUAUGACCCAUAUAGGCCGUAUAUGGACUCCACAAGAAUGCCUCAAUCGCACUAACCUCCUUUGUUUGGUUUUUGAGUCUUUAUUCUUAAUAUUCUUUAUAUUCUUGACCCCUGGCAAGAAAAAAGCAUGUCUUUGAGGUGUUGGUCAGAUUCCUUCCUUCAAAGUAGUGUAUAGAGAUGUGAAAGGUUGCCCUUUAAAGUCCAGGCCUGUUAGUGGUGCUGUUUUCACCCCUAAUGGUGGUUUGUGAAGUGAAGCUAAUUCUGUAUCAGUGAGUGUAGGCGACAUCUUGAAAAGGUGACAUUUACUGACCUUUACGUUUGUAAUGACUCACAUCUAUACUUAGCACGCUCUCUCUCUCUCUCUCGCUCCCUCUCUCUCUAAGCAGCUAUCUUUUUCUGACAUACCCACAUACAAUCUUCAUUUCCUCCACACAUACAUACUGUAAGUGCAUUGUAUUCCCUCCGCUAUUACCUCACUUCCACCCAGGUUUAUGUUACAAUGCUGAGUUGUAUGGUUCUCGUUUCACUAAGAGCAAACUAUAGCGGGCCAGUUGGAUGCAAUCCUGCAAUUCUGCACAUCAGAGGGAGUCGGCUUAAUACAUCACUGUUGUAAUUCCCAGGCUCAAUAUUCAGUGAUUCAUCUUCAGACUUCUGUUCGCCAUUUACCUCUCUCAAUUUCACCCCAUGGCUGACUAAAUCAGCUUUGAGAACCGUGGGUAAAUGAUUCAUGCCGUGGUUGGUGAGUGGGCCACAUGUGGUAAACUGGGGUCCAUUAGAUGCUCUAAUGUGGUUGCGCUCCAUAGCCAGCUCAGCAUCAUUGGACUGUGAGUGGUUAUGACUGGCUGUAAGUGCUGUAUCACUGUGCUGGUGGUAAUGCCGUUAAAAAAAAUUACUUCUAACCAGCACCCUUAAAGGUUCUUCAGGUUCUUUGUCCCUUUUGGGUUCCCCUCAAAUGUUCUAUGUAGAACCCUGCAACAGAAGGUUUCUACAUUAGGUUUUAUGUAGAACCCUGUCUACAUAGUGUUUUCCUAUCAGACAAAUUCCAAUCAGACUAACUGUCUAAUUGGUGGACUGAUUAUAAUUAAAAAACUACUAGGCAAUCACAGCAAAGAAAGUGAGCAGAGUAUCUCGCUUACUCUUCUUCUUCAAGUGCACUGAUGAAUUGCUGGUUCAUGUUAUAGUUGUAUAGUGCCACCUUGUGUGUGGAUGUCCAAAACAGCUAAUUUAAUUUCAUGUGAACUCUAACAAUAGUUUAGCAGUCUGUGAGUGGGUGAGUGAAUAAAAAUGUCUACACAUACUAUCAAAUUGCUUCAAGUUGACCUGGGGGUGCAUCAAUAACAUACAGGAAAGGAAGAGUUCUCAUCAAGAAUGAGCGGUGUGAAAGUGGGCAAACACUCACAACUCACAUACCAUCCACACACCACAACAGAACAACCAAAACCAAC
Ictalurus furcatus (blue catfish) is the source of this 3605-nucleotide messenger RNA. It is a transcript of the gene ngfra, whose product is annotated as nerve growth factor receptor a (TNFR superfamily, member 16). The transcript is spliced from 6 exons. Gene Ontology annotation, biological process: Rho protein signal transduction. Lineage: Eukaryota; Metazoa; Chordata; Actinopteri; Siluriformes; Ictaluridae. Gene Ontology annotation, cellular component: cell surface; plasma membrane. Gene Ontology annotation, molecular function: coreceptor activity; death receptor activity; nerve growth factor binding. The record is from RefSeq and is a predicted model, not a curated record. Bases 439 to 1482 code for a protein of 347 amino acids.